CACACACACACACACACACACAGAAGAGCAGGGACCAACAGACAAGCAGGCGGUGGACACAGACAAGAGCUGGGAGGGAAGGGACCAGGGGCUAGUGAUUUGUGUGCACUCCAGUUCCCAGAGACAUCCCCUUCCCAGAGAUCCCUCUGCAGCCUUGAGUGCUGCGGAGCCCAGUCUGAUGCAGGCAGCCUGGCUGCUUGGGGCCCUGGUGGUCCCUCAGCUCCUGGGCUUCAGCCAAGGGGCUAGAGGAGCAGACCGGGAAUGGGAGGGGGUCUGGGGAGGCGCCCAAGAGGAGGAGCGUGAGAGGGAAGCCCUGAUGCUGAAGCAUUUGCAGGAGGCCCUGGGGCUGCCAGCUGGGAGGGGGGAUGAAAAUCCUGAGGGAAUCCCUGAAAACAAGGAGACCUGGGGGACCGAGGAGGACGAUCAGGGGGAGGAAGAGGAGGAAGCAACGGCAACCCCGUACUCUGGCCCCAGUCCCUCUCCCACCCCUGAGGACACCGUCACUUAUAUCCUGGGCCGCCUGGCCGGCCUGGACGCAGGCCUGCACCAGCUGCACGUCCGUCUGCACGCGUUAGACACCCGCAUGGUCGAGUUGACUCGGGGGCUGCGGCAGCUGCGGGAGGCGGCAGGCGACACCCGCGACGCCGUGGAAGCCCUGCAGGAGGCGCAGAGCCGCGCGGAGCGCGAGCACGGCCGCUUAGAGGGCUGCCUGAAGGGGCUGCGCCUUGGCCACAAGUGCUUUCUGCUAUCGCGCGACUUCGAGGCCCAGGCAGCGGCGCAGGCGCGGUGUGUGGCGCGGGGCGGGAGCCUGGCGCAGCCCGCGGACCGCCAGCAGAUGGAGGCGCUCACCCGCUACCUGCGCGCGGCGCUCGCGCCUUAUAACUGGCCAGUGUGGCUGGGCGUGCACGACAGGCGCGCCGAGGGACUAUACCUCUUCGAGAACGGCCAGCGCGUGUCCUUCUUCGCCUGGCACCGCGCGCCCCGUCCGGAGCCCGGCGCCGGGCCCAGCCCCGCGCCGCACCCGCUCAGCCCCAACCAGCCCAACGGCGGCACGCUGGAGAACUGCGUGGCGCAGGCCUCGGACGACGGCUCCUGGUGGGACCACGACUGCGAACGCCGCCUCUACUACGUCUGCGAGUACCCCUUCUAGCGGGGCCGGUCCUCGCGUCUCCAGUCCAGCCCACCCCUCGCCCUCUGGCUGGGCUGUUCGUCCUGGAGAAUGCCCUUCCCGCCCUCUCUCCCUGCCCACGGAUGGAAGUGUGUACCCCCCCUUGGCUGGGCGAUCCCGGGGGGCCUUCUGCGGAGCCGAGAGCCCUUACUCGCCUGUGUCUUUCUUGGCAUCAGGCUAAGUUCCGCGCUAAUAAAGCCUUCUGGAAUCUGA
Messenger RNA from Nyctereutes procyonoides (raccoon dog), 1381 nucleotides. It is a transcript of the gene CLEC11A, whose product is annotated as C-type lectin domain containing 11A. Bases 179 to 1150 code for a protein of 323 amino acids. The transcript has 4 exons. Lineage: Eukaryota; Metazoa; Chordata; Mammalia; Carnivora; Canidae. The record is from RefSeq and is a predicted model, not a curated record.